Messenger RNA from Lachancea thermotolerans CBS 6340, 2238 nucleotides. RefSeq names its product actin-related protein ARP5 (gene ARP5). The record is from RefSeq and is a predicted model, not a curated record. NCBI's taxonomy places the organism in Eukaryota, Fungi, Ascomycota, Saccharomycetes, Saccharomycetales, Saccharomycetaceae. Gene Ontology annotation, cellular component: cytoplasm; Ino80 complex. The coding region runs from base 1 to 2238 and encodes 745 amino acids. Gene Ontology annotation, biological process: regulation of DNA-templated transcription. The transcript has a single exon.
AUGCCCCGCGACUCCAGCCUGCCACCAUUGAAGAUUCAUACGCUGAGUGAGCCUGAUGCGUCUGACACCCCAGAGCCAUUCGACGACGCGGCGGACUAUGAUCCUAAUGUUCCAAUAGCUAUCGAUUUUGGAUCGAGCGAAGUUAGAGCUGGGUUUGGAAACCAGGACCAACCUUCGCAUAUUUUCACUAACAGAAUAUCCAGGUGGCGGGAUAGAAGGAAGAACCGGAAUCUCACCUUCAUUGGCAAUGACACAAACCUCGAUCUUAGUGUUAGAUCACAAGCUAAAAGCCCGUAUGACGGCGCGAUUGUUUCGAACUGGGACUACACCGAAGAGAUCAUGGAGUACACUUUUCAUCAUCUUGGAGUUAACGGAAACGACGGCGUUUCAAACCCUAUCUUAAUGACGGAAAAGCUUGCAACGCUUCAAUCUCAAAGAGAAAACUGGUACCAGCUUCUAUUUGAAUGUUUUGGGGUGCCCCAGGUAACGUUUGGCAUAGACAGCUUGUUUUCUUUCUAUGCAAACAAUGAUGCAACGGCUUCAGGUCUGGUCAUCAACAGCGGCAACGAAGAUACACAUGUCAUUCCCGUAAUGAACGGAAAGGGCGUCCUCAGCGAAGCCAAGAGAAUCAAUUGGGGUGGGCGCCAAUCCGUCGAGUACUUAUCCAACCUUUUAGCUUUGAAGUACCCUUAUUUUCCAAUAAAACCAUCCACGCAUCAGUUUCAAUCCCUUUACGAGGAUUUUUGUUACGUCUCGGUUGACUAUCAGGAUGAAAUCCGCAAGAUACUCACUCUCGAAGAACUUGAGACUAAGAACAUCGUCGUUGAAGCUCCAUUUGCUGAGACAGUGCAGCCCGAGAAGAGCGAAGAGGAGCUGCGCCUACAAGCGGAAAAGAGACGGGAAACAGGUAGACGAUUGCAAGAGCAAGCCAAGCAAAGACGCCAAGAAAAACUGGCGCAGAAAGAAGAGGAAUAUGAGUACUAUACUCAGCUAAAAGAACAAAUGAAAGACCAAUCAAAAAAAGCUGUAUUAUCGACCUUGCAAAGUGCUGGUUUCGAUGAUGAGCAAGACUUUAAAAAAUAUUUGGUUGGCUUGGAAAAGACACUGAAGCGCGCCCAGGUCCUUGAAGCAGGCGAAGAAGAAGAAGUCAGCUUGGCAGACAAGUUUGACCUUGUCGAUGUCCCAGACGAACAGUUGAAUGAAGAGCAAAUAAAAGAGAAAAGAAAACAGAGACUUUUGAAGGCCAACUUUGACGCAAGAGUCAAGGCAAAAGAAGAGAAACUGAAGAAGGAGCAAGAAGAAGAAGAAGCCAGGCAGAAGGAUGAAGCUUGGCGCUCCGAAGAUUUGCAGGGAUGGAUCAAGGACAAGCGGCAAAAGUUAACUGCUUUAAUCAAGACUCGGAAGGAGAAAUUGAAAAUCAAAAAUGACAUGAAAGAUCGCAAGUCGCAUGCUGCUCAAAAAAGAAUGAAGAACAUAGCUACUUUAGCUGAGGAGAGGUCGAGAUCCAGCGCAAAGCGCUCUAGACAGCAAUCCACUGUUGACAACGAUCCUAACGAUACAUUUGGUGCUAAUGAUGAAGAUUGGUUGGUUUAUAACGAUAUCACUUCGAACCCUGAGGCGCUAGACCAAGCAAUUGAAGAAGAAUAUAACGUCAUUGUUGGCUUAGAGCAACAACUUCUCGAAUACGAUCCAAACUUCACAGAGGAAGAUACAUUAGAUGCACAAUAUGACUGGAGAAACUCAACGCUUCAUUUGUUCUUGAGGGGCCCUAGACCACAUGAUAGCGAGAACAUCAACGAGCAGCACCAGAUGCAUUUAAACGUUGAGCGCAUCAGGGUCCCAGAAGUAAUAUUCCAGCCCUCGAUGGCGGGCCUUGAUCAAGCUGGCGUUACCGAAAUUUGCGAAACGAACUUCUUGAAAAAGUUCGGUUCUACAAGAAGUCAACUGAGCGAAGGCAGCAAAAAGUUAGCCGCCAACGUCUUUUUGACAGGCGGCAAUAUGCGCCUGCCUGGAGUCCGGGAAAGAAUUGUUCGCGAGUUUACCGGUAUGUUGCCCAUGGGAAGUAAUUUAAAUGUUAGGAUGGCAAGCGAUUCUGCAGUUGACGCAUGGAGAGGAAUGGCGAAACUAUCGCAGGCUGGAAGUCAGUACAAAGGGAGCUACAUCACCCGCAAAGAAUAUCAAGAGCUCGGAGCUGACUACAUAAAAGAACAUAACCUGGGCAAUGUUUUAUUUUUGUAG